AUGGAUUCCAAUACAAGCACUAAUAUUACGAAUGUCACGUCUAACCAAAACAACAACACCACAUUUGAAUACCACUGGACUUUUGUGCCGGUUACGGAAACCUUGAUCUUUCCGUGCGCCAUAAUUUUGAACGGCGUGAUCCUUGUUUCAUUUCUCAGAAGCAAACAGCUCAGAAUUCCGUUUAACAUCUACCUGGCCAGCGUAUUAGCAUCCAACAUCAUUUUAGCAAUUCUCAACAGUCCCUUGGAUGUGCUGAAUUUUAUUUCGCCAUACUGGUGGCUGGGUGAUGCAUGGUGUACCGUGUAUCAAUACGCCAUCAAUGUGUCUAGUGGCAUCGUAAUGUAUUCCCAUAUUUUAAUCACCAUUAACCGCAUCUGGGCGGUGACCUUUCCACAUUCCUACCGACAACAUCACACUCAGAAAAAUGCCCUUAUCUUGGUUGUGCUGAUAUGGGUGUGUGUCCACGCUGUGACGUUACCCGGCGUCGUAAUGGACGCUGUCUUAUAUAGACUUCCCGUGGAAAAAAAUGGCUGCGCCCUGAAUAUGACCGCGAUGCCCUUUCUUAUUUAUGCCAUUCCUAACGGAUUCAUUAUUGUGGCGUAUCCGUUCCUCCUGUACAAACGUCUUCAGCGCAGAAAGGUCGCCCCGUGUCAGCUGAUAAAGAUUCAAGAUUAA
This is a messenger RNA of Paramacrobiotus metropolitanus, 675 nucleotides long. Its product is annotated as alpha-2B adrenergic receptor-like. Gene Ontology annotation, biological process: G protein-coupled receptor signaling pathway. The transcript has 3 exons. NCBI's taxonomy places the organism in Eukaryota, Metazoa, Tardigrada, Eutardigrada, Parachela, Macrobiotidae. Gene Ontology annotation, cellular component: membrane. Gene Ontology annotation, molecular function: G protein-coupled receptor activity. The coding region runs from base 1 to 675 and encodes 224 amino acids. The record is from RefSeq and is a predicted model, not a curated record.